Symbiodinium natans is the source of this 3318-nucleotide messenger RNA. The record is from the annotation of a GenBank genome assembly. NCBI's taxonomy places the organism in Eukaryota, Dinophyceae, Suessiales, Symbiodiniaceae.
AUGGUUUCGCGAAUUAUUGUCAAGAACUUGCCAAAACAUGCCACAGAUGCACGUUUGCGAGACGUGUUUGCGGCGGUCGGCGAGGUCACGGACUGCCGCAUUCAGAAACUGAAGGAUGGCCGUUCGCGAAACUUCGCCUUUGUUGGCUUUCGGAACGAGACCGAUGCGCAAGAGGCAGUGAAGCAGCUGAACCGCAGUUUCUUUGACACUUCGAAAAUCAGUGUUGAAAUUGCCUAUGCGCCGGGCUCUGGCGACAUUGCGCGGCCAUGGAGCAAGUAUGCAGCUGGAUCUUCGGCAUAUCAGCGGCGAGCUGAACGGACGGCCAACAAGAAGGCCAAGCCUCCAGGUGAAAGGCAUGAGGAUGGACAGGCGAACUCGAAGCCGAGUAAAACCAGUAGUGGCAGGAAACAGUGGGCGCCCACGAACGUGAAGGGCGCAAAAGUCAUCCACACUGCCGGCAUCAAGCCCACGAAAGCCGGAGUGAGUGACACGCGAGUGCAUAUGGAAUUCGAGAGUAGCGAUGAAGAAGCUGCAACGAAACCGGCUACUUCGGAAGGAGGUCCUCCACAUUCCCUCGCGUUCGACGAGGAGCUGGACGACAUGGCUUAUCUGAAAGCUAAGUCGCACGUGGCGGCCAAGGAGUCCAAACAGGAGACAUCAGGACACGAGCCUCCUUUGCCAGCGGCAGUGCCAAAGAAGCGUGCCAAAGGCAAGAAACGUUUGAAGCAGCGGAACUCGACCACCGACAAAGGAGAAGAGACGAAGGAGGGUGAGCCCAGUCCGGUAGCCGAUGCCGUGGACGCUGCUGCCGCGGCGGAUGCUGCCGCCGCUGCGGACGCAGCGGCGGCUGAGGCCAGCAAGGAAACGGCAGGAGCGGACCUGGAUGAUCUGGAAUCCACCGGCCGAUUGUAUGUGACCAAUCUGCCCUACGGAGCCAGCGAAGACGAGAUUCGAGUUCACUUUGAGACCCUGGGAGAGGUCCAGGCCGUCGUUGUUUGCAAGGACGAGGACUCCUUGAAGUCCCGCGGCUUCGGUUACGUCACGUACGUGUUUCCAGAGUGCGCCGUGAGAGCACUGGCUGAGUUGGAUGUGAAGUCCUUCCAGGGUCGGCUUCUGCGCCUGGCAGCGGCUCGGCAGAAGCCAGUGGAGGAUGCGACGAAAGGAGCUGAGGCGGAGAAGGCGAAGGGUGGCACUUCUUCGUACAAGCGUCGGCUGGACGAAAGGAAGAAGAAAGUCGAUGCGCAUCUGCAGCAUACCUGGAAUUUGCUGUACAUCUCCGCGAACUCCGCGGCAGAUGCUGCCUCGGCACAGCUGGGCGUCUCGAAGAGCGACCUCUUCGGCAAGGAUGCCGAAAAUGCAGCCGUCACGGCUGCCCUAACGGAAACAUCCAUUAUUCAGCAGACGAAGAAGUGGCUUCAGAGGGAGGGCAUUCGAGUGGAUGCCUUCGAGCAGAGGGGCACAGCCCUGACAAACAGCAAAGCGAUCGUGGCUGACGGAGUGCAGCGGCGCGACGACACCCUCAUAGUGAAGCACCUGCCUGCCGCCACAAGCGCGGGCGAGCUGCGGGAGCGCUUCGCACGGUUCGGGGCCCUGGUGCGCUGCUCGCUGGCGCCCUCGGGGACGGUGGCCGUCGUGCAGUAUGCGGACAAAGGAGCCGCCUCGCGGGCCUUCCAGAAGCUCGCCUUUUCGCGCUUCCGUCACGUGCCGCUCUACUUGGAGAUGGCGCCAGAAGACGUGUUUACGGAGGGAGCUGCGACGGCACCGGAAGAGAAGGAAGCCACCGAGGAGGCGGCAGAAGAGGUGGAUGAGGAGUCUCGAGGCUAUCUUUUCGUCAAGAACUUGAGUUUCUCGACCACGGAGGAUGGCCUCAAGGCUGUGUUUCGCAGCUGUCAGGGCUUCCGCUCGGCCGUCAUUAUGCGCAAGAAGGCCGCAGUGAAGAAGGGCGCCAAGGCCGCGAAAGAGGACAGCAAGGGCCUCUCCAUGGGCUACGGCUUCCUGGAGUUCGAGACGGCGGCGCAGGCGGCCGACGUCUUGAAGCGCAAGCAGGGCGCGAUGAUCGAUGGCCACGCGGUGCAGCUGCAGAUCUCACAGCGUGGGACCCAGACCUCUCGUCGCGCCCCGACUGGCAAGGCGAAGGCGAAAGGAAUCAAGUCUUCGAGCAUCUGCGUCAGAAACAUCGCCUUCGAAGCCACCAGGAAGGAGCUCUACCAGCUCUUUGGUGCCUACGGCACGGUCACCUCCUGCCGGCUGCCCAAGAAGUCCGACUACUCGGGCCACCGAGGCUUCGCCUUCAUCGACUUCGCGUCGCGUGGCGAGGCGGCCGCGGCUUUUGAGGCGCUUCAGCACAGCCACCUCUAUGGACGUCGGCUGGUCAUCGAGCCGGCGGAGGAGAAGGCCAACGACGUGGCGAACGUGCAGGCGGAGGCGGCCAAGCGAACCGCCUUCAAGGCGCGCGCCAGCGAGGCGAAGAAGCGCCGGAAGUCGGGCGUCCUCAAUGCUCCCGGCGAAGCAGGGAAAGUGAAAGGUAAAGGAAAAGGGAAGAAGGGAGGAGGAAAGGCGAAGGGAGGCGGCAAGGGUGGCGGAAAGAAGGGCGCGGCGAAGGUGGUCAUCGAAGCCCACCGCCACGAGGGCGCGUUUGUGUCCAAGGGCAAGGACGACUCCCUCGUCACUCGGAACCUUGUUCCCGGCGAGUCGGUCUACGGUGAGAAGCGGCUCGUUGCCGAAGCAGCGGAUGGUGAAGAGAAGAUCGAGUACCGAGUGUGGAAUCCUUUUCGCUCCAAGUUGGGCGCCGGCAUCGUGGGAGGUAUCGGCUCCUGCCCCGUGAAGCCCGGGGCGAAGGUCCUGUACCUGGGUGGCGCCUCGGGCACCACUGUCUCUCAUGUCUCCGACAUGGUCGGGCCGGAGGGCGUGGUCUAUGCCGUGGAAUUUUCACACCGGUCGGGCCGCGAUCUCACCAACAUGGCGAAGCGACGACCCAACGUGGUGCCCAUUGUCGAGGAUGCGCGGCAGCCGCAACGAUACAGAAUGCUGAUUGGCAUGGUGGACGUGAUCUUCUCUGACGUCGCCCAGCCAGACCAGGCGCGCAUCGUCACGCACAAUGCGGGCUUCUUCCUGAAGAACAACGGCUGGGUCAUGAUCUCCAUCAAGGCGAACUGCGUGGACUCCACGGCAGCGCCUGAGGCGGUCUUCGCAAUGGAGAUCGACAAGCUGCGCAAGGACGGGGUCAAACCCAAGGAGCAGCUCACUUUAGAGCCAUAUCAUCGUGACCACGCUUUGGUGGUCGGCAUCUACCGGGCCAGCAAGAAAAAGAAAGAGUGA